Messenger RNA from Plasmopara halstedii, 561 nucleotides. Its product is annotated as integrase core domain protein. Lineage: Eukaryota; Oomycota; Peronosporomycetes; Peronosporales; Peronosporaceae. The record is from RefSeq and is a predicted model, not a curated record. The transcript has a single exon. The coding region runs from base 1 to 561 and encodes 186 amino acids.
AUGUACUCAACCCAAGUCUCCACCAAAGUCGCCAUCGACAAAUCCAACGGUGACAACUACGUGACGUGGACCCACUACAUGCGAGGCGUGUUUUUGACCAAGUCGGUGUGGUAUGUCGUAAACCGGAAGACGACCCCAACCUUUGCGGAUUCUCGCAUCAAGGACGAGUACAUCAAGGCCAGCAACUUCGCGUUCGGCCGGAUGCUGCUCCACAUCGACCCGGACUACCAUCACGUGGUUGACAACUGUGAAGAAGCGUGGAGCGCAUGGCAGCGUUUGCAACAACUCUACAGUCAAUCGCAAAAGGCUGGUCGUAUUUACUUGAAGCGACAGCUUUUCAGCAUGGAGAUGGCUGAAGGCGCAAACGUAUUGCAUCACUGCAACGAAGUCCUCAACAUAAGCACACAGCUACGCGGCAUUGGCGCUAAAAUGGAGGAUGAAGACGUUGCGAUCUGCUUGCUACGCAGAUUUCCAAAGAUUUAUGAAAACGUUGUUCUUAACUUGGAGAUGAGCAGUACAGAACUCAAGACGCAAGACGUUGUGAAGGUGCUGACUAAUUAG